Anastrepha ludens (Mexican fruit fly) is the source of this 387-nucleotide messenger RNA. RefSeq lists its product as uncharacterized. The transcript has a single exon. The coding region runs from base 1 to 387 and encodes 128 amino acids. Gene Ontology annotation, molecular function: nucleic acid binding. The record is from RefSeq and is a predicted model, not a curated record. Lineage: Eukaryota; Metazoa; Arthropoda; Insecta; Diptera; Tephritidae.
AUGAAUAAAGAGAAGUAUCUGGAUCUGGUAAAAGAUAAUUUAGUACAAAGUGCGGAUAAAAUGGGAAUUAGGGAUUCGUUUACGUUCUAUCAAGGCAAUGAUCUCAAGCAUACGUCUGGUAUUGUAAAAACUUGGCUUAUCUGGAACUGCCCACAUGUAGUACCGACACCUCCACAGAGUCUAGAGCUCAACGUUAUUGAGAAUUUUUGGUCAGUGCUGGAAAAUAAAAUAGGAAACCACAAUAUUUCUAAUGCUUCUGAUCUGAAACGAGCACUACAGGAAGAAUGGGAUAAAAUUAGUUCCGAUUAUACAGCAAAACUUGUAGAAUCUAUGAAUUCCCGAUUAAAAGCUGUUCUGAAUCAAAAGGGAUACCCCACUAUGUAUUAG